Emiliania huxleyi CCMP1516 is the source of this 477-nucleotide messenger RNA. RefSeq lists its product as hypothetical. Bases 1 to 477 code for a protein of 158 amino acids. NCBI's taxonomy places the organism in Eukaryota, Haptophyta, Isochrysidales, Noelaerhabdaceae. The record is from RefSeq and is a predicted model, not a curated record. The transcript is spliced from 3 exons.
AUGAGGAGCUGCUUGCUGCUCGCGCUCGCAGCCCCCGCUGCGGGCUUCAGCGCACUCGCUGCGCUCGCGUCGAGGCCGCUCGCCAUUGGUGCUGCUGCAACGGCGCUGGUCGCUACGAUCUUCGCGUGGGUGCUGCGGGUGUUCAAUACGCCCUCGCGCUCCUACCGCGACGGCGAGCGCGAGGCGGGCGGAAUAAACUCCGUCGGAGAGGAGUACGAUGCGUGGACGUCGGAGGGCAUCCUCGAGUACUACUGGGGCGAGCACAUCCACCUGGGCUACUACGAGGAGGGGCAGCGUAAGGCGCCCCUGUACGGCGGCAAGGACUUUGUCGAGGCGAAGGUGCUCGACGUCGGCUGCGGGAUCGGCGGCACUAGCCGCUACAUCGCCAAGAAGUUCCCCUCGGCCGACGUGACUGGCAUCACCAUCUCGCCAGAGCAGCGAAAUGAUGCAUGUUUCAUCUUGAUUUGUGUUUUGUGA